AUGGAACACGCGCUCUCCCCGACUGUCUCCGUCAACCUAGCCGAAUUCGGCUUGGAAAAGACUGAAGAUGGACAACAUGUGCAAUGGGCCAGCGGUAGUGCGCUUCAUCCGUGGCAUUGGAGUGGCGCGCGAAAAUUUUACGAUAUGACAUUGAUUCUCCUUCUGGAGGCCUUCACGUGCGCGACUGCUGCAAGAGCUUCUCAACAUGGAACUGAUCACAGCAUGACGUUGUUGAUCUUUGCUUAUAUGUCAUCAUACCAGCUAGGACAAGGGGUUGGCAUUAUUGUGUUUCCGCCGUACUCCGAAGCGUUUGGCCGAAAAAAGCUAUAUAUAGCUAGCUCUCUGCUCUAUGCUGUCUUCUGUGUUAUCGUUGGGGUUGGGAAUUCGCACGUCGCCAGCGGUAUAGCUCGCUUUAUGACGGGCGUCCUUUCGGCAAUUCCCAGCGUGGUCAUUACUGGGAGUAUUGCCGAUAUGUUCAAGGCACGAACGCGCGUUUGGAUGGUGUUUCUGUACAUUGUCGCUACUGGUACUGGUCUUGGUCUAGGACCGGUAUAUAGCGCAUAUAUUGCAGCAGAGUACGGCUGGGAAUGGGUUUUCUACAUUGCUGCCAUGGUAACAGCACUCCUCGCGGUCAUGAUGUUAUGUAUCAGAGAAUCUCGGCCAUCUCUCCUCCUCCGUCAGCACGCUGAGAGACUUCAGAGGAAGACAGGGCAGGAAUUUAAACCUUUCAUUCCUGACCAUGUGCCGGAUCUGAAAACCUUUGCGAGAAUUUCACUUUUUCGACCAGCCCAGCUACUGUUCUCAGAGCCGGUUAUGUUCACGCUGAGUGUCAUCAGCGGAGUCGCGAAUGGAUUGUUCUAUCUUUUCGUGGACACCGUGCCAGACAUUUAUCGUAAAAUGGGCUUUUCUGAGCAAAGUUCUAGCCUCCCUCUCCUAACAAUAGUAAUAGCACUUGUCGGGAAUCUGCUUAUCCGCUGUUACGACCACCGGACCACGGCAAUUGCUGAGAAACAAACGCACAAUCUGCCACCUGAACACAAGCUUUUUGGGAUGUGGUUCGCAGCACCCGGACUUACUAUCGGGCUGUGGAUUUUCGCGUGGACUAUACCACCUAGUGUGCCGGCCGUCCACUGGGCGGUUUCCAGCUUUGCAUUAUGCCUUGUCGGAUUUGGCUUGAAUGAAUUCUCUACCGUGUUAUCGUCAUAUGUGACAGACGUUUACUUGAACCACGCGGCCAGCGCGAAUGCCGCCUUGUCAUUUCUCCGCGUCACAUUCGGUGCCUUUUUUCCACUCUUUGCCCCGAGGAUGUUUGACGACCUGGGCGCUAACAAGGCUGUUUCUGUUCUGGCCAUUUUUUCUACCUUCAUCUGUCUGGUGCCACCUGUCUUUCACUUGUAUGGGAGACAGCUCCGCGAGAAGAGCAAAUUCUCUCAGUAUAGCACGACUGCUGUCUCGGAUUCUUCAUAA
Molecule: messenger RNA, 1467 nt
Organism: Aspergillus candidus
Lineage: Eukaryota; Fungi; Ascomycota; Eurotiomycetes; Eurotiales; Aspergillaceae
Product: MFS multidrug transporter
Exons: 4
Coding region: 1-1467 (488 amino acids)
Biological process (GO): transmembrane transport
Molecular function (GO): transmembrane transporter activity
Source: RefSeq, a predicted model, not a curated record